AUGAAUUAAUAUUAGGAAUUAAGUUUUGGGCAAGUAUUGUCAAUAGAGAUUGCUAGGAUUGCAGAUUACAAAAAUAUGUUCGGGACUAAAGCAUUAAUUCUGGCACUAAUUAACUUUUUAUCGUUGAUGAGCUUCAGUUUGAAAUUUGAAUAAAACCAAGGCUAUGAAUAUUUUACUCAUGUAAUAUUAAGUGGUUAUCGUAGUUUUUAAGUAUAUUCACAAGACCAACGGAUGUAUUAUUUGUACCAAUCUGUAUAUUAAUUCUGAUACUAAACAUGUUUUUGUAUGGUUGUCUACUACUGAUGUCGUACUUGAAGCAUUAGAAUUAGAACAAGAUAACUAUGUCGAAAAAUAAAUUCAAGAGAUUGCACAUCUUGCUGUCGUUGGGAAUUGAAAGUGCAGUGUGGCUUAGCUGUCCAAUUGUAGACACUUGAUUAAAUUCUAGUUAUCUAUCAACUUGGGGUUGUUCUAUAAACAAAGUAGUGCCUGGAGUGCAUUGCCAAUCAUAAACAUAUUUCUGCACUCCAUUAUUGUGUUAAGUUACUUCUACUUCUAUCGGAGUUAUCAAUUCAAUUAAUUGGGAUUGUAUAGAACAUUCAAUCUGGCCUCCUAUUGUUACUAUUUGAUUGUGAUAUUUAUAGUAGCCAUAGAUUGGAACACGGAUUUGCAGAUUCAGCCAUAUAUUUUUUGGUUGCUCAGCAUUUUCAAAUUGGUGGACAUAAUAUUGUUCCUGCCAUACAAGGUAACAUUUGAAAACCAAGUCUAUAUGUUUGGAACAACAGGCCUAUUCAUAGUAUCCUUUUUGGGUUCCAUAUCUCAGAUCACCCCUUCAAUAAAUGGGGAUAACAUCUUUGAGACUUUCCUCUUGGCAUUUCCAAUAUUCUUUUAUUUAUUUAAAUCACUAUAGGGCAGGAAAUGGAAGGAUCUAAUAUUGUACUCUCGAACUGGAUCAAUGAAACAGAUGGACAUAAAGAAAUUGUGUUCGUCUUUAGAAUCACUUGUUUGGUAUGUAGAGUAGGCAAGGAUGGAUUCAUAUAUAUUUAUGCUGUCUCUCUAUGUGUUAAAAUAUCACACUCAAAACUGCAAUGAUCCAAAUUGUGAAUGCAAAGAGGAUUUAUCUAAAUCCAAUACUCAAAAUUAAGAAAGUAUGAGUCAUAGAUCAUCAUUUUAAUCCAAAACUGCUCUGUUGAGUAAUGGAGAUAAAAACAGUAAUCCUUAGAACAUUUCUCAAAAUUUGGAUGUCAGUUAAUUUCAGAAGACUAUCAAAGAUGGAAGUCGUAAAAAUGAUUCCUUUGCUGGUGGAGGUCAUCCACAAUUUGAAUAGUAAAUCUUGAGACCAGCCAAGGCCAUCUUAUUUUAACCUAUGAAAUUCAUCCAGAAUAAUACGAUCAACGAAGAUCUUAUUUCAUAAUAUGUCAAAAGAUAGUUCCAUUAAACGAUUUAAUAAUUGUCAUUUUCAUUGCACUUGGAUGAAGUCGAAUAUUUAUCAUUGAAGUACAUUUCUUUUAUGUUCUCUUUCAAACAGAACAGCCUUUAAUCUCUCACCAAACUCAAACAAAUACAAAGUAGAACUGUUCAAUUUUCUUACUUCUUUCGUAAUGUUACUAAAGUCACAGAAUCAUAAUUUAUUGAGGCUCUUAAAUUAAAACACUUCGAAGACAAAAACUCAUACGACGAUCUUGUCAAAAUGAAUGUAACUGAAAUUUGGAGAUUGGAAAUGGUUAAAGAGGACAUCGUUAAGAGCAUCGUAUCUGUGUUGAGAAAGAAGAUAACAUUAUGGGAGAAUCUAUGUUCUGGAGACAUUCAGAAUAUGAAUCGAUUCCUAGAGGAUAUUAUCAAAAUUUCACUUCAGAUUGAACAAAGUAGAAACAAAGUAGAUAUGAUACUCAGUGACUUCACCAGCCAAGUUCAAAAGAACUACAGUUAUUAUCUGAAGUAUCAAUGUUUUAGAUCUCUCUUUUUUGAUUCAGAUUAUAAAUAGGCAGUCGUUUUCUAAAGGAAAGUAGAAGAUUCAUGGUAGUUGAGUAGAGCAGCUCACAAAUAAGGAUAGAUUGGCAAUUUCUAAUGGCUCUCAGGAGAUCUAGUGACUUUGGAAGUGAGUGCUGGGGUAUAGAGUGGCUAAAUCCUUAAGGGAGUCUCAAAUAGAUUAGUUGACAUGUUGGGAUAUGCAAAUUAUGAAGACAUGAUUCAAAAUCUACGUAUAAGGGGAAUACAAUCAUCUCAUUCGAGUUAGAACUCAGACAAAUUAUAAAUUUCAAGCAUUAUGCCUCCAUAUUUAACUGCAUCUCACAAUUAUUUCAUCUCUAGAUUCAUUCAAAGGGGAUACACUUAUUAUUAUGACAAACCAAUCAAUUCUUAUGCAUGUGAUGCCUAGGGAUUUGUAUUUCCUGUCAACAUCAACUUAUCUUUUAAUUUUUAAAAUCUAACUGAUUUCACACUCUUAGGAUCCAUUUUAAAAAUUAAAGAUGAUGAUGAAUAUCUUAUUUUUGAUGAAUGGGGUCGUAUCUUAGGUGUUUCCUUACAUACAUUUGAUAAAUUGAUAUUGAAAGGAGCCUUGGAUGAAUUUGGUAUGGUGCAGUAUAAGUCUGUCAAUUAAAAGUUCGAGAAACUUGGACAUCUUAAAAAUGCCUUAUUACAUAAGAUAGCAAGAGAUGACAAUGCCAAAUUAUUUAAGAAAACUAUAACUAUGCAUUAAAAAUAAGGUACAACAAAAAGUUAAAUGAAAAGAACAUAUCAAAAACCAUCAGACAUUUUGUUAUAAUUUGGAAGCAUUUAACACUUUUUGCCACAAGUAGGAAAAACUAUUACAGAUUUACUGGCAAAAGACAUCUUUAAAAAAUUAUAAAGAGAAUCACAAGAAUAAUUUAAUAAGUUAACUGAUAAUCAGAAAAACUAGGAAGUCUAACAAUAAAAUAAUAAUAAGUUAUUUGAAAAGCAGGCUAGUAAUAUGUUCUAAAGACAAAUUAGUUAAUUUAUUGAUCGAUAACAGAGCUUAAAUUAAGGUGGAUUAUCCAGCGCUAUGCUAGGUAAAGAUCAGUAUAGAAACUUCAUUAUGAACAAUUUUAUUGAUGAAAAAGGAUUAAUGAAAAAGAACAUGUCCUUAUUGCAGGAUGAAAGAUUGAUCCUGUAUGUGCCUAAGAAUUAUAAUGAAUUAAUUGAAUAUUUUAAUGAUGCUGGAGAACGAUUUAUGGAAAGUAAAAAUGAUAUAGAAACUAAGUCUAUACGUAGAUAGUAAAUGUAAAAUAGAUAUGCCUACAUUAAGUAACAGUAGAAUUGCUAUCACUUGUUUGAUGCUGAAUUCCAAGACUUUAUUGAUAAUAAAGUGAGAAAAUAUUAUUCUAAAGCCCUAUUAAAAGAAGCCUUAGAAUCUCAUGAUGCUAAACUACUAUAGUAAGUAAGGUACAAGUGUGUUUCAUCGAUUGAUGUGGGAGUUGGAGGGGCAAGUGAGAAGGAUCAAUUCCUAUAUUUUGUGUGCAGGUUAUCGUCAUUGAAUCUAUAAACUGCAAAAAGAAAGGAUGUCCUAAAAAUUCAUAUGAAAAAAGAAAAAAAUCAAUAAUUUGAUGGAGGCGAAGAAUUAAGAAGAAGUCUAAUUUAAUAGGCUUCUUCCUUGGAUUCAUUUGACAAAGAGAAGCCUAAAAGAUCUUUAUCCAUUCAAAAAUAAGAGAGUUUUGGUACUCCUCAAUAAUAAAUAAAAUAUAAGGGAGAGAUUGAUUAACCAAUCAUUGUAACAUUGGCUAUUCCAGAUAGUAGAACAUAUCUAUCUUAACUAGAUAGAGACGAUGGACCAAAUAUGAAAGUCAAUUUUGAAGCUCAAAAUUAAAAAUUAAAUGAGUCCUCGUUUGAUAUUGAAAAUUCAAUGAAAGAAAGUCUAAUACCAAAUGGUGGCAAUCACUCUAUGACUCAAUCAUUGAAUUUAAAUGUCCCAUAAUUAAUGAGGUAAAAUUCUGUUGAAAAAAUGAAAUAGAUGUCAAAUCAAAGUAAAGAAUAUCUAAAGGAAUAAUCUAGUAGUCUGUCAGACUAAAAGGAAGAGCCACCAAAGAAAAAACUUAAGUUAUCUUUUUUAAAGAAGAUGGAAAAGGCUCUUAAUCCAAAAGAUCCUCCUUCUGGAACUCCUACUACUCCAAAUGCUCCAUCCUUCUUAUAACCAUUAUAAUAAUAAUAGUAAUAACCAGAGAAAUAACCAUCUUCACUCUCUGUUCCUGAAGAAAAGAAGAACUCUUUUUUAAGUCCUACAGGUCUAUUUGCUAAAUUGUUUGGAAGGUUAAAUCUGAGGAGAGUAUCAAAUAUUGAAAUAAAAAAUGAUCAAUUUGAAUCACAAGAACAAGGUUUCAGAGAACACUCUGAAAAUUCUGAAAAGGAGGACAUGAAAAGAAGUGGACACAGCACUCCUUCAGGAUCUAAUUCAAUGUCUAGCAAUAAUAUCACAAGUUAAGGAGACUAAUAAGAAGAUGAUGAACAAUUUAAUAAUGAAGAUGAAUUAGUCAAUAUCUUUGAAGUGAUGAGUCAAGCCUCAAAUCAUUAAUCUAUUAAAUCCAUAUCUGCAAUUUCAAUGGCCACUCAUAUCUCAAUGAGAUGUCUUAAAUAUUUACCAAGAUAAGCUAAGUCCCUCUAAAUUUUUAAGAUUAUUUUGAUUAUCUUGAAUAUCUCUUGUAUCAUUAGCUUAUUGUUGACAACAUAGAAGUAUUUUGACAAUUUGAGUGUGGACAAUCUUAGUUUGAGGAUUAAUAACUAAUAUCGUUAUUCAGCCAUCAUCCUUCAAUCAUCAAACUAAAUUGAUUAGCAAUCUAUUAUUGUUUUUGAUCAAACUCCUAAUAUCACUUAAAUAAAUGAGAUAAUCUCCUAUUGUUAUGAUCUUAGUUUAAAUAUCAGUUAGUCUUACUUCGAGGUUAUUGACUCCAUAUAAAAUGCUGUGUCAUUUCCAUUGCCUCAACCAGAUGUACUGCAAAUCCCAGAUGAUUAUUACAUUGUUUCUCUUUAAGAGUUUUUAACUCAAUAGAAAAUUGAAAUUGAUUCUCUCGAGUUGAUCAACACUUACAAUAGGAGUGAUGCUACAUUCAAAUAAUUGUAUAAUAAUUCUAUGGAUUAUUUACUAAACCGUCUGGUAUUCACACAAUCAUAAAUAAACAACAUGAGUGAGCAAUUAAGAACAAGCAAGAAUAAUAAUAUUCUAAGUAAGGCUUUGGUUGUUACAUAUCUAAUGGCCAGUUUUGGUGGUUUACAUUUGAUUGUAAUACUUUUGAUUGUCCCCUUCAUUAGAUAAAUAAACAAUAUCUAUUUUCGUGUUCUCUCUAUUGUAAGUAGGGUGACAUAGGAAGAGGCUGAGGAUGAGAUCAAAAAAUUAACUGUUUCUUAGCAUUUGCUUGAAACUUAAGAUGAUUCAUGGGUUACGCAAAACCAAGUCAAACUCAUCUUUUAUAAUAAAAGCAAGGAUAUUAAUUUGAAUGAGAAAUACACUAAAAAUGGUAAUGUCAAAGCAAAAGGAAAAGAAAGCUCUUACUUUUAUUCAAAAUUAAGUGAUACUACUUUAAGCAUUUGGUAAGACAUGGGAUUGUAUGUUAUGAUUUCAUCAAUUUCUAUUGGCUAUUUAAUAUUUUCUAUUAUUAUUAUUCAAACUUAAAUCAAUACAUUUACUCCUUUUAUAGACAAUUUUGAUUAAACUGUUAGCACAAGUGUAUAUACUACUAGCUUAAUUUCAAAAUUAUCGAUCACUCCUUAACGAUAUCUAAAUUUAUAAUCUACCAGUAUACCCACACAAUUUACUUUAUUAAAUUUCUAAUAAAAUUAAUAGAUUUCCUAUUUUCUACAAACAAUCUCCUCCGACACUAGCAAAAUCAAAUCAUAUAUUAGUGAUAUGUCAAAGUUUUUAGAGUAGUUGAAUUUGGAUUAUGGGUACGAUUCGAAUUCCUCAAAAAUUAGUGUCACUUCUGAGUAAUAUCAAUCCCGGUUGCCCUAUAUACAACAAUUAAGUGUGUUGAGUGAAAUAAAUCAUUUACUAAAGGAUAACUUAUGUUAUUAUACUUAAGAGACUCUAUGUUAGCAAUAGCAAUAAUUUGAUUACUUUAAUACUGGUUUGAUGGGAGCAUUGGAUAUCCUACAGAAGAUGUAGUUUAAUUAUCAAACAUUUUUGAACUAAUAUUAUUAAAUUCAAUAUUCGGAAUAACAGAAUAACACACUUUAAGUUAAUGCGUAUUAUAAUUCUUAAGAAUAUAAACUAUUAGUAAUGUACGGAUAAGAGUUGAUUUUUAAAACAUUUGAUAGAUUAUUGUUAUUAUUGGAAACGUUCUUGAAUGAUGAGAAAGAAUCGAAGAAUUAAUUAAUAUAGAACUUGUUCAUCGGCAUAGGAAUCCCCAUUAUGGCAUUGACAAUAAUUUUGGCUGCUUUGGAAAUGAGACUACUCAAGUAAAAGGUCAGAAGAGUGAUGCUCUCUCUUACCUUCCUGCCUACCUUUAAGUUUUAGGAUAAGAUUGUGCUUUCCCUAAUUAAGGCAAUCCUUAAAAUUUGA
Messenger RNA from Paramecium octaurelia, 6502 nucleotides. Lineage: Eukaryota; Ciliophora; Oligohymenophorea; Peniculida; Parameciidae. The record is from the annotation of a GenBank genome assembly.